AGGCUGGGUCAAGUCUAUUUUGUUCAGUUAUUUAUUUAUUUUAAUUUUCAGAGUCUCUAUCUAGUGUAUUAAAGGGAAUAUAUGUGGGAAAAGUAUUUCUUCUCUAAGAUUCGUUAACUCCUUAAGAAUUAAGAAAGAAUAAAUGAGAAAUGAGAAAUAAGAAGCAGAAUUGAAUUUGGAUCGAAUGAAACAAGGAUGUUGAGCGUGUUCAUUGCUGGGUUGGUUGUUGGGGUGUUAGCAAUUGUCGGCGUGGAAGUCCUGGGAGUGUUGCUUGUGUUAAAUCGGUUGAAUCGGAAGAUCAAGAAAGAAUCUGAUGCGACCCAGCAUCCCAAACUCCAAAGCCAACAGCCCCUCGAUUUCGCUUACAGCAAGCAGGGGAUUGUUUGGGUUUUGGAACCGGAAAAAGUUCCACCCAGAGAGCCCAAGAGAAAGAAGGAAAUGCUGUUGGAGGUUUCUCCCGCUCGAAAACAUGGCAAAAUCGAGGGCAACAGCCUGAUUUUGACACAUUCUGAUGCUUCCCGCACUACUAUUCCCCUCAAGGGCUGCGUAAUUGAGGCUGUUUCCGCUACUAACUUGCCCUCGAGAAAAUGGGCCAAGAAAUUUCCAAUAAAAAUGGAAAGCAAGACUUCACCAAUAUACAAUGGAUGUAAAAUCAUUUACCUUUUUCUGGAGACUUCCUGGGAGAAGGAGUCAUGGUGCAAAGCUCUUCGUCUUGCUUCAUGUGAGGAUAAAGAAAAGUUGAAGUGGUUCACCAUGUUGAAUCUAGAUUUCCAUUCUUACCUGGCAUCUUUAAAUGCUGGAUAUCCUUCAUUAAUGAAACCCUCAUUAGGUUUUAGUGCUGAGCCAAUUGAUAAGGGAAGUGGGCUUGAUGGAACUUCAUCAAAAGUUAGAUUAUUUUGGAAAAAGCUGUCCAGAAGGGCUUCGAAGCCUGGUAUGGAAAAUAAGGGAAUUUGGACUUAUCAACCUGUCCGUGAAGAGAGAAAGACUGAAAAACAGCAGCCAUUCCAAGAUUCAGUGACAAACAAGGCGCCGAACAGUUUGAUCGAAGAAAAUAUGGCAUUUCCAUUAUCACAAGGUUUUCCUCGCUCAGCUAGUCAAAGUUGUACUUCUGUUGCUUCUGAUGCUGAUUCUGAACAAGACAGGCUAAAUUUCGAUGAAGGAACACUCUGCUGGAACUUGAUAAUUUCUCGAAUCUUUUUUGAUAUCAAAGGCAAUGCAGGGUUUAAAAGUUCCAUUCAAACACGGAUUCAGAGAACAUUGUCCAAUAUGAGGACCCCUAGUUACAUAGGUGAAGUCAUUUGUACUGGUGUAGACAUUGGGAAUCUCCCACCUUAUAUCCAUGCAAUGAGGCUCCUCGCUACAGACAUGAAUGAGGUAUGGGCGUUUGAGGUUGAUGCUGAAUACUCUGGUAGAGCUUUGUUAGAUGUUGAAACAAGACUUGAAGUUCAGGACCAGGCUUUUCAAAAAGGCAUAGUGGAUGCAAAUUCAGAAUCAAAUUCUGUUGAGAAUAUGUCUUCAGACCUUCUUGAAGGCUUUGAGCACUUUGGAAAGCAUUUGAAUCUUCCUGAAGAGGAUGAGGUUGACCCUAAAGUUGAUGGUCUAAAAGGCUCUAAAGCUACAUCGACAACAAGUUAUGUGUCUCGCUGGAAGGCUGUUCUAAAUUCCGUAGCUAAACAGGUUUCACAGGUGCCUCUGUCUUUGUCAAUAAGGGUUGCAUCCCUUCGAGGAACGCUGCGGAUAUAUAUAAAGCCACCUCCUUCUGAUCAGUUAUGGUUUGGCUUCACCUCCAUGCCUGAUAUAGAGUUUGACCUUGAGUCUUCUAUUGGGGAACACAAGAUUUCUAGUGGACAUAUUGCUUUGUUCUUGAUCAGUCGGUUUAAGGCGGCCAUACGGGAAACUAUGGUGCUUCCAAAUUGUGAAAGUGCAUGCAUUCCUUGGAUGUUAGCAGAAAAAGAUGAUUGGGUCCCAAAGAAAGUUGCCCCAUUUAUAUGGCUUAAUCAAGAAGCAGUUACUGAUAAUAAAAUUGUGCGUGAAGCUCAAGGCCCUCAACUUACGGAAUCAAAAGCGAAGGAAAACAGGAGAACCUCAGACAGUGAGCAUCAACAACCAAAGGUGGAUUCCUUGCAGCCACCAGUCGUUGAUUGUGCAGCCAUGCCUUCUUCAAGCUCCGUGGAUUCUUCUACUAUAAGGAGUAAGUCCUUGCAAGAUCUAGGAACUCCCCUUCUUGCAACUGAUGAACCACAUGAAGCAUGCCAGGAGAACAGAGAGGAAGCUUCAGAAUCACAGUCAUUAUCUAGGUCACUGGUAGAGUUUGAAAGGCAGAGUGAUGUAAUUGAUGACAAUGAUUCAAGGCCAAAGAAGGUGGGUAGAAAGGCAAGGAUGCUUGAUUUGGGGAAGAAAAUGGGGGAGAAAUUUGAAGAGAAGAGGCGUCACAUCGAAGAAAAGAGUAGGCAUAUUGUUGAGAGGAUGAGAGGACCUUGAGACAACUGAAACAAAAACCACCAUUGAAAACUCACAAGGUAUUCAAGGCAAUAUUCUUGAUACAAUGUUGCUUAGAAAAGAAAGUGAAUUAAGAACUAUAGCAAAAGAAUAGUAUUGCUAUAUCAUAUAGAGGAGGGAUGAGCUAUGAUUCGAUUAUUAGUUAACCGAUUCAGAUACAUUUGUUCCUUAAAUACAAAAAAUUAUACUUAGUUCUGACUUCUUUAUCUUAUAAUCACCAAGUGUGUACAUUACAUAUGUCAUGUAAUAUUAUUCCAUAUUCUUGUUUCCAAA
Theobroma umbraticum is the source of this 2772-nucleotide messenger RNA. RefSeq lists its product as uncharacterized. Lineage: Eukaryota; Viridiplantae; Streptophyta; Magnoliopsida; Malvales; Malvaceae. Gene Ontology annotation, molecular function: lipid binding. The record is from RefSeq and is a predicted model, not a curated record. Gene Ontology annotation, cellular component: endoplasmic reticulum.